AGCCUGCCUCGGAUCUCUUAUUAAUGAAUUGAGCAGUCGCCCGGCUGCAUCACUGCACAUCUCCGCUCCGUCUGCUCGGCUGCUCACCGCUCCGACACAGGAGGACAGACGGAAAACACAGACGGCAGCAGCACAGCAGGAGCUGAACACCGGCCAUGAAGCGACGACAAAGAAACACAGACUCCCACGAUGAGGACACCACCGGGAACAUGGCAGCAGCUAUUAAAAACAAGGACCCACAUCCAGAUCUUCAACCGCCGGGUUCACCUUCUCCAUCAUCAUCAUCUUCUCCUCCUCUCCUCCCACUGGCCCUGCCACCGUCCACAUCUGCCUCCGCUCUCCUGGCUCUGGCCUCUCCGGCCACCAGGCGCUCCAUUUCCAUGGGGGACUUCCGGAGGGUGGCAGGGGCUCUCCUAACCAGGUCCGACCCCCCGUCCACCUCAGCCACGGCCCCCUCGUCCAAGCACGUCACCCCCAGCUCCAGCAUGGAGUUCGAGGCGGCUCGUCGGCGCCUCCUGGAGGUUGAGGAGCGCCAGCGGGUCAUCAGAGAGAUGGAGCGACGGCUGGAGGAGCUCAGGGAGGUGUUUGUGCGCUCGGAGGAGGAGGUGGUGGUUCACGGGGAGGUGGUGUCGAGGAUAUCUAGCGGGGCCCAGCAGGGGGAGCUGUAUGUGGCGGAGAACAGCCAGCGGCUGAAGAAAGGCCUGAGGUUCAAGAAGCAUCGACCCACCAUCGUCUUCUCCUCCAUGCUUGGACUCCGCACGUGCCUGCCCUGGCCUGUGAAGCUCAAAUAGGACUUUCCACCUUUUUCAACUUUUGCUUUCGAAAUGUGCUUUACAUAAACAGGAAGACCAACUUCCAUUCUUUAGAGAUCACACAUUGUCACGGCUGCUCUACAGUUUCCACCUUUCUGCUAUUAUAUCCUGAGGCUGGUCCAUCAGGUCUUUAGAGUGCCUAUCACAAAUGCUAGUAAGGAGCUUCCUGUUAGGUGCGUUUCUGACCAACUUCAACCAGUGCUACGUGAACAGCAUGUCAUUUUGCUUUUCUUGUUUACCACCGAUACUUUGCUGCUUGCAUUGACUUGAAUAGGAUGGAUCGGACAUUGAUAUAGAAACCAUGGUGUGUGGAUGAGUCAUGUCCAGGUGAGGUAACAGGAGCUUUGCUGUGCAUCUCGGCAGCAACGGACAAAAGGCCAAUGAGGACGUCAACCGUCGAGAAAAAGGGAUGAGAACGAGGGAAGCAUUAAAACAGAGGAGAAGGGCAGUGGCAGUGGACGUGGACAAGAGAUGAGGCUUGGUAGGGAUUGCUGCAUUGUUAUAAAACCAAGGACCCAGGAAGGAGCUAGGAAAAUAAUGCAGUUUGUACUUAGUGGAGGGUAGAGACGUUUCAAUUAAUCGUGCCUUGGCUUCUCUGCGACCACUCGUCCACCACCGGUCGCACACACCGUUUUUUUAGGCGGCAUUGAACAACUGGGAGAGCAAGAGAGGUGUUCACACUUGGACGAUUCCACCCGUGGCCUCUUUUUUUUUACCCAGUCACCUAGAAACCGCUCGUCUCUCGACCCUAGAUCCACUUCCACAAAACCUACCAACCGUAUCCGGCAGAGCACCGUAACCACAACACUCCUCCACCGCUGCAGGAUUUAGGAUCUACAGGUUUCUGCUGCGUUUAUUUACAUAAAUUAGAAUGUUAUGCCGGAUAUUUCUGAUUCAAGCUUGUUGGACCUGAUCUUUUACCUCGGGUUGCACUUAAGUUAAGCCAUGCAUCCGUUAGCAAGGAGAGCUAACCAUCACUGGUUGUGUGUUGGUGUUGAAUGUGACAAUGUCAGGUGGUUGGCACCCCCGAACGUCACCCGUUUUGUAGGUUGCACGGGAACAGCUUCACCACCAUGACGUCAAUUUAAUCUGUUUGUUUAGGCACAGUUUUGGAAGCUAGAUGAUACUUUUUAUUUUGUUAGGUCACUUUAAUAGAUCGGUUGAUAAUUGUGUUGCACUUGUUCACACACAGACGUAUCAUUGUCCCAUGUGCAGUGGAUGACCUAAUUUCUACUUAUAGAUCACUCUGUUUUUUUGGCCUAAUUCUUCUUUUCCUUCCCACCAUUCCUCUUGUGUUUGGAUUAGGGGAUGACUGCGUAUCUAUUCCACCAAUCCUUUUUCGCUUCAGCUUUGUGUGUGUGUGUGCGUGUCUGUGUGUGUGUAGAAAUCACAGCCGGUACACCAGAGAUAUCUAUUUUGGGCGUUCAAAGGUUAUUGCACAGAGGCAGGCAUUCAAUCUUGGUGCAGCAAUGUGGGAGCAAUUUAGCAUCCAUCUUUAUGUGUGGGCUACUUUCCAAAAUCAUGAAAAAGGGAUUUCUGCAGAGCAUGAAUCCAAGAUUCUUCUUCUUCUUCUUCUUCUUCUUCUUCUUUGCGCUGUUUGUUCUUCUUUAUAAAUGACCCCUGAAAGAACAAAGGCGGAAGGCUGUUUACAAGACAGGCGUAUGCUCAGACUGUAUAAUUGCUCACUGUAGAUUUCCGUGCAAUUAUAUAUUCCGGUUUUAAUUGUUCCCUGGAUGGAAAGACGGGCAGGAUGGGCAUACGCUACUGCGUCAUGUGAGACGCAUUAGAGAAUCAUGUAAAAAAGACAAGGGCAAAAGAAGAAAGUGAUGUAUUGCUUUAAGACCAGAUCGCUUGUUCUGAGGCAAAGUGAGAAUAAAAACAGAAAAUAUCUAAACAACACAUUUAGUUUAGUCAUGUACAGUAAGUUGAUCCAAAUCAAUCAGAACAAGGCCACAGGUUAAUUUUGGUUAUUUUCUAAUUUGACUAUAAGGGCUUCAACUACUUAUAGUUUUUUUUUAAAGCACAUUUAAAGGGUUACUCAACCAAUUUUUUAACAAAGAUCUCAGUGAUAAUAACAAUAAUAAUAAAUACAAAUAAUCUAUGGUUAUAUAAGCUCAAGGACAUUUUAAACAGUACCUCUACAAAAUUGGUCAUUGGAGACACAUGUAUGAAAUUCUAGUGCAUCAUGGGGAAUAUAGUUUCCUGUUGAUCUAUAGCUUGACUUAAAAAAUGGACUCACAUAUUCAGGGAACCUGUUGUUGGGCAUCUCGCCCCUGAGUUCCCCCUUUAAGUGGUGCAGUGUUUCUGACGUUCAGAUUUCUGAUCACCAUGCUGACUUAUUAUUGAAUGUUGACUCACUUGAAACAUUCCACACAUAUACACGACCAAGGGAACUACUGCUUUCUGUCCUUGUGCACAUCUAUACCAAACAAUAUUCAGCUGAGGUCAAGCAAGUGCAGAAUAAAAAGUUCUUUUAGGCCUUAAAACAUGUCUUCAUUAUCCUAAUGUAUGUGUACAGCUAGAGCUACAACUGAAUAUACAGCGGGCCUAUAUAUUGCUUUUUAAUAUGCCUUAUCAGAUGUCUGUCUACACUUUGGAAGGAGCCAGUGAUGAGUGUGAUGGUAAAGAGGUGAACUCACUCAUUAUCUGGUCGGAAGAAAAAACCAUUAAAAGAAAGAAAAACAAACAAGUCAUGCACUGUUGUGGCACUGCACCUUUUGUGUUUUUUCUAUGAAUGAAAACUACGUUUCCCAAAGACCUCUGGGCCCACUUGCAGAAAGAAUGUAAUAUGUUACUCAAGUGUUUCGUUUUUUUUCUUCCUAAAGACUAAAUAUCCAACUGUUUGAACCUGUGGUGGAUAAAUGGAAUUUAACAUAAGUUUCAAUGAUCAGCGAGUAAACACUGACCAACCACAUCAAAAUCACUUUUCUAAUAUGUAUUUAUUCUUUUCUGAAUGUUUUAAUAUUUUGUGUUUGUUUCUGUGAUGUGUUUUGAAUUUAUCGCUCUGGUGAACUAAGCACAGAACUUUUAAUGUUUCCUUAAAUCAGGUGUUUCUUAGCUUUUAAUCACACUAUAACUGAAAAAUUAUAUUCUACUUCAGAAUGAAUGUAAAAAUGUCAUACGCUUAAUUGUAAAAACAGGUUUGGAGUCAAUUUACUUUCAUUUCCAAAUGUUAACUGAAAAAGUUAUGUGUGUAAUUACGUAGCCUUAAUGUAGAAUCAUUCAUUUGACAAUGAAUGGUUAUAGUAAUCUUCAAAUGUAUUUUAGAAGCAGCUGGAUGGAAAGUAAUUUGUCCCCAAACCUCCCUCAUGUUUCAGCAGUGUGUCUGUAAAGGGCAUUUGCUUCCUGCAGUGAAUGAAUGUACAUGAAUGUAAGUUCUGCUGUUUUACGUGUGCGUUUGCGACCACUUUAUCUCAUUUACUUGAGCACAGAGCUACAAUGUACAAGACUGGUAAAUGUUUAAAGAUAGAUUUAAUUUGCAGGAUCAUCAGAUUUUGUAAGAAAGGCUGAAUUAUUAGAAUAAAAAUGAAUAAAUGACUGAAAUGUUGCAGAGAAGUGAUUCUUUCCUCUAAACAGGCUGCAGACUCUCCUGCUGCAAAUCGCCUGUAUAAAAUAUUAAUUUCUAAAGGUGGGAUCUCUAAAUAUUACAUCUUUUGCAGUCAUGUGGGAGGUCUGGGAGCUGUUGGGUCACCUUGCAGCAGCACA
Platichthys flesus (European flounder) is the source of this 4517-nucleotide messenger RNA. RefSeq names its product TMF-regulated nuclear protein 1-like. Bases 156 to 791 code for a protein of 211 amino acids. Gene Ontology annotation, molecular function: DNA binding. The transcript has a single exon. Lineage: Eukaryota; Metazoa; Chordata; Actinopteri; Pleuronectiformes; Pleuronectidae. Gene Ontology annotation, biological process: regulation of cell population proliferation. Gene Ontology annotation, cellular component: nucleus. The record is from RefSeq and is a predicted model, not a curated record.